Molecule: messenger RNA, 4706 nt
Organism: Phyllostomus hastatus (greater spear-nosed bat)
Lineage: Eukaryota; Metazoa; Chordata; Mammalia; Chiroptera; Phyllostomidae
Gene: ZFP30
Product: ZFP30 zinc finger protein
Exons: 5
Coding region: 454-2037 (527 amino acids)
Biological process (GO): regulation of DNA-templated transcription
Source: RefSeq, a predicted model, not a curated record
CCAGGAACCUCAAUUCUUGGCUCUUGGGGACGGAGCCAGGAACUCAGUGAAAAAAAGCCUUAAUGUAUAGCUUUUCUGAUUUUUCCCCACACUCAGUUCUGAUAGGGGAGCACGCCGGGAUUAUCGUCAAUAGCACCGGUCACUCACCAGGUCACUUUUGCAGGCCGGUGUAAAAAGAUCUGGACACCCUGGCUUUUCCGGCACCCGCUUCUCUGCAGUGUCUGCCUGGCCUGGUCGGAAUCAGGAGCACGGGUGGGGGGCAUGCCCCGUUCUCCCGAGUCCCUGCGCACUCCCACAGAGGCAGGCGCUCUCCAGAAUCCCGCGGCCGGACUUGAGUGCUGGGCUUUCCUUGGAGCCAGGUGUGGCCUGAGUUCGUUCUAGCUUCAAAUGGCUUCUGCUUCUCCAUUGAAUGACCCAUAAGGAAAACUGACCAGUUCUUGCAACUCUGAAAUCAUGGCUCAUGAUUUGGUGAUAUUCAGAGAUGUGACUGUAGACUUUUCUCAGGAAGAGUGGGAAUGCCUGAACUCAUACCAGAGAAAUUUGUACAGAGAUGUGAUCCUAGAGAACUAUAGCAACUUGGUGUCAGUGGGAUGUUCCAUUUCUAAGCCAGAUGUGAUUACCCUAUUAGAGCAAGGGAAGGAACCUUGGAUGGUUAUGAGGGAUGAAAAAAAGAAAUGGAGGCCAGAUUUGGAAUCCAAAAUAUUUCAAAAGGAUAUUUAUGAAAUGAAUUUGUCACAGUGGGAUAUAAUGGAAAAUAUUAGAAGUUAUAGCCUGGAAGCCUUCUUUUUCAGAAAAAAAUGUGAAUAUAAAAUGUUUGAGGGCCAAAAAGGUCUUCAGAAGGGAUAUUUCAGGCAAGUGAAAAAAAACACUUCUGAAAAAAGGCCCACUUGCAGAAAACUUAAAUCUCUGACUUUAUAUGAGAGAAUUCAUAAUAGAGAGAAACCUUAUGAAUGUGGGGAAUGUGGAAAGGCUUUUAGAGUACGCCAACAACUUACUUUCCAUCAGAGGAUUCAUACUGGUGAGAAACCCUAUGAGUGUAAAGAAUGUGGUAAAGCCUUUAGACAGUGUGCCCACCUUAGUCGACAUCAGAGAAUUCAUACUUCUGACAAACUCCUUGAAUGUAAAAAAUGUGGAAAGAUCUUUACAUGUAGUGCAGAUCUUCGAGUACAUCAGAGAAUUCAUAUUGGUGAGAAGCCCUAUGAAUGUAAAGAAUGUGGGAAGUCCUUUAGAGUACGUGGACAACUUAAUCUCCAUCAGAGGAUUCAUACUGGUGAGAAACCCUAUGAAUGUAAGGAAUGUGGAAAGACCUUUAGACAGUAUGCACACCUUACUCGACAUCAAAGACUUAAUGUUGCUGAGAAGUGCUAUGAAUGUAAGGAAUGUGGGCAGGCUUUUCUGUGUAGUACAGGCCUUAGAAUACAUCACAAACUUCAUACUGGUGAAAAACCUUAUGAAUGUAAGGAUUGUGGGAAGGCAUUUAGAGUAAGGCAACAGCUUACUCUCCAUCAGAGAAUUCAUACUGGUGAGAAACCCUAUGAUUGUAAAGACUGUGGGAAGACUUUUAGCCGUGGCUAUCAUCUAACUCUCCAUCAGAGAAUUCAUACUGGAGAGAAACCUUAUGAAUGUAAAGAAUGUCAGAAGUUUUUUCGUCGUUACUCAGAACUUAUUUCACAUCAGGGUAUUCAUAUUGGAGAGAAACCCUAUGAUUGUAAGGAAUGUGGGAAAGCAUUUAGACUAUUCUCACAACUUACUCAACAUCAGAGUAUUCAUUUUGGUGAGAAACCUUAUAAGUGUAAGGAAUGUGAGAAGACUUUUAGACUGUUCUCACAACUUACUCAACAUCAGAGUAUUCAUACUGGUGAGAAACCCUAUGACUGUAAGGAAUGUGGAAAGGCCUUUAGACUUCAUUCAUCACUUAUUCAACAUCAGAGGAUUCAUUCUGGUGAGAAACCAUACAAUUGUAAAGAAUGUAUGAAGGCGUUCAGACAACACUCACACCUUACUUACCAUCAGCGAAUUCAUAAUGUCACUAAAUAAUUAUAAGAAAGUCUUCCAUUGUUAAUAUUACGUUAGGGAACUUUGGUAAAAAAAUUCUAAAGGAAAGUUUUUGAAUGUAAGAAUUCCUUUUACUUCAUGCUCACAGCUAACUUAAGAGGUUUUAUUUUAAAGGAAGGAUAUGUCCAUGAAUAUGAAGAAGCUUUUCAUCACCAUUUAAAUGAUGUUAAAUUUUAGGAAACUUAUUCUAGAAAGAAAAUCUCUUAAAGGAGUGAAUGUGGGAAAGAAGUUGAUGUGGUAAUGUUCUCUAGUAGAGAAUUUUGCAACACAUGAAAUUAAUGGAACUAGUCAGGAUUCUCAGUAGAGGUUAAGAACACUAGGUGAAAUGUUGAUAGGAACUUCAUUGUGAGUAGGUAGGUCAGGCUGACAUCUGAACCCACUGACUAAUUUAACCUCAUCAAAAAUAUGACAAAAUAUCUUAAUGAGGUAAAAUAAGACAUCUUGUCAAAAAAUAUUGAAACAAUCUAAGUAAGCAUCAAGAUCUAACUCCCAGUUUACAGGAAAUUCAGGGAGUGGAAGAACAAAUUACAUGAUGCAAAAAGAAGCAUUUAGAUCUAAAAUAUGGGUAAUUCUAUAAGGGGGAUUACCUGGCUUCUCAACCAAUAAAUUGGCACUGAAAAAAAAUGAAAGUGGAAUUGCUUAGAUAUUAAGAGCCUUAAGAGGUGUAUGAACCAAAUGUAGUUAACAUUAAGAAAUUACGUUUUUGUUGAAUGAUUAAUAGCACUGUGUUUAUGUAAAAAUGGCUGAAGUUUAUAUAAACAAGGUGAUACAGUGUCUGGAAUUUUCUUUAAAAUGUUCACGGAAAAGAGGGUGAAUAACAAGUUUGUCAAAAUGGUGGUAAGAUGAGUGUCUUGGGUACACAGUUAUUGUAUAUUUGGUUUUUGCUAUUUUCUCUAUUUUUAUGUAUUUAAAGUGUUCUAUAAUGUUUUUAAAAGGUAAAAUUAUGCAGUGUUAUUACCAGUUUGAAGUGAAUUUUUUUAGUGAAUGAAUUUUUAAAAUGCCUAUAUAUUAGAACUUGUGGAUAUUGCCAAAGCUCUAAGCAGUGGGAUAUUAAAUAUGCUAUAAUGUAUUUAGGAAAUUAAAGAAUGAGGGUCCAGAUUUUACUAAUUAACUUAUUACUCUAUCUGUUACAGUUCCUGUCCCAUCAUACUUCAUACAUAUCAUAUUUUUAAAGAAUGAGUAAAAGCAAUUAAAUGUGGAGAUUGAUGGAAUAGACAUUGCUAGCAAUGUGUAGACCACUCAAAAUUGAGCUACUAAAAACUUGAAGUGUAACUAGUUCAAAUUAAAAUGUUAAGUGUAAAGUACACAUGGGGUCUUGAAAAUUUACUUAAAAAAGAAUGUAAUAUAUCAAUUUCUCACAGCAUUUAUCUGCUGUGAUGUGGAAGCAGUGAUACAUUCAGUGGAUAACAUUGUUAUAUAAUACAGAAUCCAAUUUAAGUGUGUUUCUACUUCCAAGUAGCACAUUUUUAUACUGAGGUCUUCUUGGUUCUACCCUGAGUCAUGCUGGGAUUUUUUUUAUUCCUUCAUAAACGGUGGCUUGUGUGUACAGCUGAAUAGUUUGCUUAGAUUAUUUUUAGCCUGUAGACAUUUUGGGAUCCAAAGACCCUCUCUCACUUUGUACUCUUUCUGUCUUGUUCAACUUUGUAUUGCUUCAAGUAGUACAGUUCUCUUAAAAACUAUUUUAUGUGUGUUAUUAGGGUUCAUUCAAUUAGACAAAGGAUCAAUAGGAUCUUCUCUGUAUGGGGUUCACUGUGAGGCUGCUGUGAAAAAAUAACUUUAAAAUUAUUAGAAGGCCUGCUAUCUCACAGAAAGGGUAAAAGUUGGCUUCAUGUUUACCCUAAGGCUGCAUUUUCAUGCAGAACCAUAUAGUUGAUUGUUUUUCCUCUCUCAGGGUUUUUAUACCUCUGAGGACAUUUUGUUACCUGGAAACAGUCAUAGAACCUGCUAUAUUUCCCUGAAAUUGUAUUUAAAAUAUGUACAAAUUUCUAUAACAAAUAUAAUGUGUGUGGGGUUUUUUACUCUCUUAUUAUGAUGGAUUACCUUCAUAGAUUUUCAAAUAUUUAUCAAGUCUGGAAUAAAGUCCAUGUGUUUAUAAUUUAUACCAUUGACCCUUGAAUGCAGGUGCAGGAAGCUGAUCUAUUAGCUGAAAAUUUGUGUAUAACUUUUGACUCCAUCAAAACUUAACUAUUAUUAGCCUACUACUAAUAGUCAGUCAUACUGAAAGUAUAAACAGUUGAUUAAUGUAUAUUAUGGAUUUUACAUGUGUUAUAUACUAUAUUCAAUGGAUCUCAGCUAGAGGAAAAAUGUUAAUACCAUAAGGAAAAUACAUUUACAGUACUAUGCUGUAUUUAGUGAUACCAUAAAUAUACAUCAUCUGCAAGAUGAAUUAUCAGUACAUACCUAAGUACUGUCUUGUAUGAUACAAAACAAUGUAGAUGUUACACAUAUCACUACAUAUUAAAAAUAAAAAGAUGUGAAAAAUCCAUUUAUUUAUAGGUAUAACUGUGAUAACAAAGAAGCAGCAAUAUGAUUCUUUCAUGGCAGCCUAGCCUAUACAUUAAUGAGUCAUAAAAUUUUUAUGGCAUACAACAUUAGCCAUAUUUAUAAUACAUUAUUGGAAAUAUUACAUUAUUUAAAGGCCACUUAUCUGU